Aureococcus anophagefferens is the source of this 522-nucleotide messenger RNA. RefSeq lists its product as hypothetical. The transcript has 3 exons. Bases 1 to 522 code for a protein of 173 amino acids. The record is from RefSeq and is a predicted model, not a curated record. NCBI's taxonomy places the organism in Eukaryota, Pelagophyceae, Pelagomonadales, Pelagomonadaceae.
AUGCACCCAAACCCCGCGACAAAGAACGGAGAGCAGGUGCGGACAGCAGGUGCGGACAGCCUUUCUUGGACGGAAUUUCCAAACCACAACAUUAGGAACUCCAAUUGCGCGUAUGCUGACUUUACAUCCCAUUUUACAAAUGAUCAUUCACGUGGAUUUGCGAUAAUCAAAGCCGCAUUGGCAGUAGUCUAUGUAAACAGGAUACUUGCUAUUCAGUCUCCCCUCUCGGACAUAAGUCAAAGCUGGAGCCGCGAUGACAGCGACGGCGACGUUGGGUCCGGGAGAGGAGAAAUCCAUCCCAGUUCGCCAUGGUCACUCCUGAGGGGAAGCUGGAGGUCUUCAUGUCGGAGGCAGGAGUUUGACCGCAGGGACCGGCCCGUCAUCCAGGCGGCGCUGCGCACGGAGGCGCACCAAAGGACGCGCCAGCGAGGCCUGGUGCAUGUGGAUGCGGCGGCGGGAGAUUAUAGCUCGGAAGAUAGUCGACGAGGAGGAGAAGCGGCGCGAGGCCAGUGGCUACUUUGA